This is a messenger RNA of Meloidogyne enterolobii, 690 nucleotides long. The record is from the annotation of a GenBank genome assembly. NCBI's taxonomy places the organism in Eukaryota, Metazoa, Nematoda, Chromadorea, Rhabditida, Meloidogynidae.
AUGUAUUUAAUUUCUAAAUUAAAUUUAAUCAUCGUCAUUAGUGUUGAGCAGUUCCGUAAUCUCUCUGAUAUUCUCCAUCUAUCAAAGGUAAACAUGGCCAGUCCGUUGUCCAAUGAGUCAAUUUCUCGAGUGAAGGAUAUGAUGAGUCUUCCAAAGGAGGAAUUGUUUGCAAAGCUUCAGAGUGAGCCGUUGUCGUUUUUCAAGAAUCUCAAAGAACUUCCUGAUGAAUAUGCCACAGUUGUCUAUGAGGCGCAAUCUGUAAUGGAUUCUCUCACUCCUCGUUGCAAGGGAAGAGAAGCCUAUGACUAUAUUGAACCGCUCGUUGAUUUGGUUAACAAAACAACUGUGGGGCUUGAAAUUAAAGAUGAUAAUGAGGCAAGGAAUCUGUCCCUUUUUUUAUCAAUUUUUCCUUUUUCUUUUAAGGAUAGAAAAAUUCUUUUUGGACAUCGACUUGUGAUUGAAGCUAGACUUAUUGCGGAAAUCGACCAUGUUUUGGAUAUUGCUUUGAAAAUUAGCGAGAAUUUGGAUCCGAAUAAUGUUAGCGAGGAUGAGGGAGACAAUAAAAUUGGGGUAAGUUUUGAGGAAAAUAUUGGGGGGAUGUGUUGUGGUAAUAAUAAAAAAUGUAGAAGUCAUGAAACGGGAAUUGACUUCAAAAGGGGGGAGGAAACUAAAACAAAUUUAGCUGAUUAA